ACUUUUGGAAAACAAUGAAGCCAUACAGAACCCUGACUCAUAGCAUCAGUUCCAUAUCCAAUAUAAUUUCCCACUCAAUCUAAAGAAUCAAUUUUCAUGGCUAAAAUCAAAGAAGCAUUAAAUUAUCUGAAUGAUUCCUUCCAACCCCAUCUUCAACUCAGCGACCCAACAACACAGAACCUAAUAAAUAGAGGAAAAGCAAAAACCUUGAAAUAAUAACGAAGUUGGGAAAGAAAAUUUGGGUGAAGGAAUACUUACCAGGAGCAGGGAUUGGGAACAAACCAAGAGAGCCCGUGCUUCACCUAUCUUUUGAGGCCAGGGAAAUCAGCUUUAAACGAGACAAACAGGGCCCUUGGGUACCCGAUUAAGAGGCUAUCGCUAUCACAAACUUAAAAACGAUGCCGUUUUAGUUGAGCUUCGAUGCUUCAUUCCAUCCCCUCUUUGAAAGUUCCAAUCUUUGCUCCAUCCAGUGCAUAAAGUUGCGAACUUUGUGCCGAUUCUAUACGACACGCACUCAAAUCAAAUUCCGGUUUAACUUCUCUCUUUUCUUCUCCAAAUUCAGAUUAAUUUUCGGCACAGAGGAAGGACAGAGCAUGAAGAAGUACGGGUUACAGCUUAGGGUUCCGCCGGCACAACAGAAAAAGCCAGCGGCAAGGCCUCCUCUUGCUCCUCCACGCGGCUUCCGUGAGGAUGAUGACGAUGAGAAUGAUGUCGAGAGGGAGAUUUUGCGCCAUGCCGCCAAGAACAAGUCUCUCAAGGAUAUUGAGGAGCAACAUAAGAAAGCGCUGGAGGAGGAUCCCUCGGUGUUUGAUUAUGAUGGGGUGUAUGAUCAGAUGAAAGAGGAGACUGUUCGUCCUGUUAUACAGGACCGUGAAGAGAGAAAGCCAAAGUAUAUUCAAAAUUUACUUAAAAAGGCAGAGAAGCGGAAGUUUGAGCAGGAGAUUGUAUAUGAGAGAAAACUUGCAAAAGAGAGAAACAAAGAGGAUCACCUUUACGCUGACAAGGACAAAUUUGUCACCGGUGCCUACAAGAAGAAACUUGCAGAGCAGGCAAAGUGGAUGGAGGAAGAGCGCUUGCGUCAACUUCGAGAGGAGAAAGAAGAUGUUACCAAGAAGAGUGACUUGAGUGAUUUUUACUUCAAUCUGGGCAAAAAUGUUGCAUUUGGUGCAAAAGAGGCUGCAGUGAGGAAGCAAGAAAAGCUAACAGAAUUAAGUAAAGUGGAGAAGAAAGAAGAGGAAGAGAGGGAUACAUCGGAGAGAAUGCAGUCAAUGCCAGAAUCAAGCUCUCUUAGGGACUCCCCCAGUUUGAGUGAGAAACAUGAUGAUGAAAUAAGUCCAAAAAGAAGAAUAGAGGCUCCAGAUUUGAAAUCAGUUUCUGAAAAGCCUGUUGCAGAGAUUCCAGAGCAAGAAAACGCUUCUGCUAAACAACCAUCAUCUGAUGAACCAAAGCGUGACCAUCAUAAAAGAAGUGAGGAUGCAGUUGCUGCAGCUAGAGAACGCUUUUUGGCACGCAAAAGAGCAAAAGACCAGUAAUUACUUGCUCUCUACUAAGUUCAGAACCAAAAGAGACAGUACCAUGUCUUGUAUGUUCCAUCUUUACUAUUUGUUUUGUGCUUGAAUCUUAUGAUAUUUACCAGCCAAGGGGUUGUUUGAUUUUGAAUUUUUUUUUUUUUUUGGUGGAAUGAAGAGUAAUAUUAAAC
This is a messenger RNA of Rubroshorea leprosula, 1699 nucleotides long. The record is from the annotation of a GenBank genome assembly. NCBI's taxonomy places the organism in Eukaryota, Viridiplantae, Streptophyta, Magnoliopsida, Malvales, Dipterocarpaceae.